Magnolia sinica is the source of this 498-nucleotide messenger RNA. RefSeq names its product tryptamine 5-hydroxylase-like. The record is from RefSeq and is a predicted model, not a curated record. Lineage: Eukaryota; Viridiplantae; Streptophyta; Magnoliopsida; Magnoliales; Magnoliaceae. The transcript is spliced from 2 exons. Gene Ontology annotation, molecular function: heme binding; iron ion binding; monooxygenase activity. Bases 1 to 498 code for a protein of 165 amino acids.
AUGACUCUAGAGAAGAGUCACACGAGUGUGAAUCUGACUGAGAUACUUAUGAAGGUGGUUCAUACCAAGAAGUUCAAGUUCUGUGCAACUUCUCUAGGCUUGGCGAAGGCUUCCCCAACAUUUCUCGCCAAGACAAGGGUGUUGAUCAACACCUAUGCCAUAUGGCGGGAACCAAAGUCCUGGGAUGAACCUUUCAGGUACAUUGGGUCCCACAUCGAUAUAAAGGGCCAGGAUUUCGAGCCACUCCCAUUUGGAGGUGGAAGGAGAGGCUGCCCUGGUUACACCUUUGUGUUGGCCACAGUAGAGAUUGCAUUUGCUCGACUUUUAAAACAUUUCGACUGGGAGCUGCCACGUGGAGUUGGGGUGGAUAACGUGGACCUCGGUGAGACUUUCGUAUUGGCGACUAGGAAAAGGGUCCCACUUGUUCUCGUUCCAACGGUGAAUAGGGACUAUGAAUUCAAAGGCAGUGCCACUUUAUGGAAGCAAGUGUACCCAUGA